CAGGAAAAGCUGGUUUUCAGCAGCUGCUUAAUAUUUGUGCAGAUUAUGGGGAUAGAAAUGAUGUGCAUGAUAAUUUAAAAAAAAAAGAGUUUCCAUGACGUGUAGAACCAAAGAACAUAGAGAUAUGAUUUUUUUUUUCAGAUUUUUGUUUGUCAGGGCAAGUUUUAAUAUGCUCAAGAAAAUAUGCUGGUGAGAAAGUUUUAUUUGUGUUCAGAGCAGGUUAAUGUAAACCUCUUUACAACUUAUUGCAGUUCUUUAUACACAGCUCCUCUGUGGUAUUUUAAAAAAGAGUCUCCAUAUAUUGCAGGUUGCAUAUCAAUGAUUGCAUGAAGAUGCUAAAAACUUAGAUGUUGUAGUGCAAGUGAAUUAUUCUGUAAGAGAUUUUAAUUUCAACCUGUUUGUAGACAAUCCUCAAAAUGCUUCAUUUUUUCAUCCUAACACUUACAAUUUUCCAGUGCAGCUCAGAAACUACAGACACUCAGAAUUAUCUGAAGAUUGUUCAGGCUGGAGAAACUGUUAACUUUACUUGUAUUUUAUCAAAUGAUAUAAGAAAAAGUGUGGUUUGGGUCAAACAAAGUGUUGGAAAGAAACCUCUUCCAGUCGUUUCAUCAUUUCAAGUCGUAGAUCACAGAUUUGAAAAUGACUUUGACAAACAAAAUCGCUUUUUUGUAACAAAAGAUGAAGGUAGUUUUAAUCUGAGCAUCACAAACACAGAAGUAUCAGACUCUGCUACUUACUAUUGUGUAACAUAUGCAUAUCAGUUUGCAUUUGGGAACAGCACUGACCUCAUAGUUAAAGCUGGUGAAGUGAACAUCGAGUCUGAGCAUCAGAGAUCUGCAUCAGAGGAUCUGCAGUGCAGCGUCAUCUCUCAGAGCUGUGCAGAAGAACACAAGGUCUACUGGUUCAGACAGGGCUCUGGAGAAUCUCCUCCAGGAAUAAUCUACACUCAGGACGGCAGGAGCGCUCAGUGUGAGAAGAGCUCUGAUCUCAACUCCACUGCACACAAAUGCAUCUACAGCCUGCCCAAGACUGAUGAAGAUCCCGCCAUCUACUACUGCGCUGUAGCCGCUUGUGGACAAAUACUGCUCAGAGACGGACAGAAAGUUGGAUUGACAGAUGAAUGUUUUCAGAAACAUUGGAUUACAGCUGUUCUGAUCAUAACAGCUUUAUCUAUAAUUGUGAAUAUCAUUUUAAGUGUACAAUUGCACAAGUACAGGCAAAAAGAUGGGUUUUACAACACUCAGAGCCAUCAGUUAACGGUGGAUCACGCUGAUGAUUUGAAUUAUGCUGCUUUGAGCUUCCAACAAAAUCCCUCCAUGUCUAGAAAAUCAUUGGAAAGAAACCUACAAGACACUUCUAUGUAUGCACAUACAAGACCUCAACAAAUGUAAUUGACUGUUUUUGCUUAUAUAGUAGUUUCUAUUGAGACACUGUGUAAAAACUAAUUCGCAGGAAACACCGCAAUUACAAAAUGUGUCAUCGCUGUUUUAAAAACCUCUGUCCGUGGUACUGAAAUAACGGUCUUCAGAGAUAUUAUUUUUAGUAGCAUGACUUUAUUAGUACUGAAUCUUUGCCAAACGCUUUAAUUAAAGAUAUGACUGUUCACAAAAAUACUCAGAAUAUUAAUAAACUGCUCAUGUAUGUACAAACUCACACAAGCACUUGCAGUUUCUAUCUGUAAUACAAUGAUUGAUUCAAUAUUGAAUUGUAAUUGUAUUUCUUUUCUUCACACAUACUCUACUAGGAUGUGGUUCAACUUUUAUUUCACACAUUGUUUAUGACAUACUGUAAGUAAAGCAAUUAUGUGUUUAAAUGUGUUCAUGUAUUUUUAAACUAUACUGUAAUUGUGUUAUUUGCAAAUAAAAAUGAGGACUAACAA
Danio aesculapii is the source of this 1879-nucleotide messenger RNA. It is a transcript of the gene nitr2a, whose product is annotated as novel immune-type receptor 2a. The transcript is spliced from 7 exons. Lineage: Eukaryota; Metazoa; Chordata; Actinopteri; Cypriniformes; Danionidae. The record is from RefSeq and is a predicted model, not a curated record. Bases 417 to 1391 code for a protein of 324 amino acids. Gene Ontology annotation, biological process: response to bacterium.